Plasmodium reichenowi is the source of this 873-nucleotide messenger RNA. RefSeq lists its product as hypothetical. Lineage: Eukaryota; Apicomplexa; Aconoidasida; Haemosporida; Plasmodiidae. Bases 1 to 873 code for a protein of 290 amino acids. The transcript has a single exon. The record is from RefSeq and is a predicted model, not a curated record.
AUGAUAAAAGUACUUCUUGCAGUGCUUUUUAUAUUAAUUAAAUUGGAAAAUAUUGUAGGUGAGGAUGAGAAAAGUGUAAAAAAUAUAUGUGUAUGUGAUUUUACGGAUAAGUUAAAUUUCUUACCUCUUGAGAAAACAAAAAUAUUAUGUGAAUUAAAACCACAACAUGGUGAAGAUAUAAAAAUAAUAGCUAAUAAAGAAUAUGAAAUAAAUUGUAUGAAUAAUUCUAAAGUUUUUUGUCCAUUAAAAGAUACUUUUAUUAAUAAUACAAAUAUAAAAUUAUAUUCUCCAAAAUUACAUUUUGAAAUUAAAGAUAUUACACAUAAAGGGAAAAAUGCAGCAUUAUAUUAUUUAAAAAUUGAUGAGGAAGCAUCUGAUAUAUUUUUUUCUUGUUCAAUAAAACCAAAACAAGUAUCUGGUUUAUUAGAAGGAGAAGUACGUGUAAAUUUAAAAAAGCAUAUAAAUGAGGAAUAUUCUAUAUUUAAUGAAGAAGAAGAUGUACAUGUUUGUGAUUUUUCAAAAGGUAAUUUGGAUAUAACCCCUUCAGCUGGAUUUUAUGUUAAAAAUUCAAGAAAUGUAAGUUGUAUUUAUAGGGUUAUCCCAAAUAAAUUAUUUUUAAUAAAAUUACCUAAACUUGAUAUAGUUACAGAAAAAUUAUUACCUAGUAUAGUCAAUUGUUUAUCCGAAUUUUCAUUUAUAAAUUUUACUUUAAAACAUGUACAAGAAGGAGAUAAUUAUAUAUCAUUUAAUGUUAUUUUUGGAGAAUUUAAAAAACAUUUUAAUUUAACAUGUUCCUUAGAUUUAUCUGAUUUUAAGCAAGAACCUUGUAAUGUUGGAAAGACAGCAAACAUAACAUUUAUAUUUUCUAAAUGA